AUGGCUUUUCAAGCGCUGGAACAGUUGGAUGAGGUAGCCCAAGCAGGGAAGGAUGAAUCUUUUGAUCCGGGGAGCGCUGAGGCAAAUGGCACCUCAGAUGAGCAAACCAGCACUCCUGCCACACCUGUGCAGCCACAUGUGGAUCCGAUAAGUUCAGAUUCUGGAGAAGUUGCGCGUGAACAAAGUGGGUACCCUCUACCGUCAGUGGAUCAAUGUGCUACACCUGUGCGCAACGUCUCUGAGAGUUUGGCGAUGGGAUUGGUGCGGUCUUUCAAUGGUCAUGAUCGUGUACAACCCCCUGGUAGCAGCAGUCAAUCCACAUAUGAUCAUCCAUUCACCAGUGAGGACAUGUCAAGCGGCUUGAGUACACAAGCAGAUGGUGAGACCUUUGCCAAGAGACUGCUCGGAGGUAGAAAAUUCAAGCACAGCCUGGUCAAAAGGUACUGGACCCUGGCCAACGCGGCAUAUCGGCAUCCAAGCUGUGGCCAUGUGGAGCAGGACCAUGCCCUUUGGGAGGUCAUCGUGGACAGCCGUGCAACCAACACUCGAGUGAUCGGCCGUCGUGUCAGCGACACCUUAGAGCUAGGCUUCCGAGGGACCGUGACGGAAGAUGCCUCCGGGGUGCGGAGCUCUGCGAAUUGGAGUACCAACUUAGAAUAUCAAGCGGACCCACUGCAACUGUUGCCAGAGCAGAGCCAAGGCAAUGAAAUUUUGGUGCACCGAGGCUUUCAAAAUGCCUACUGUGCGGUCCGAAAAGAAAUCUUCGCCUGGCUACUGAAGCAGUGCCCGCCUGGUCAGCUGGUCUUGCACUUGAGUGGUCACUCCCUAGGUGCCGCCCUUACGACCCUGGCAGCUGUGGAGCUUCGCUCGAAGGGAUGGCGAGUUGACGCAGUAGUGACCUUUGGAAGUCCCAAAGUCGGGCAAAGCUCCUUUCGCACACUGUACGACAGGCUGGGAUUGACUGGAUGCACUGCUCGGUUUGUCAACGGACCAGAUCCGGUGCCCUUGGUUCCUCCAUCGUCCUGGGGGUUCGAACACGUGGUGGCAGAACAUGUGUACAACAUUCAAUCAGGCUGA
Messenger RNA from Durusdinium trenchii, 1077 nucleotides. The record is from the annotation of a GenBank genome assembly. NCBI's taxonomy places the organism in Eukaryota, Dinophyceae, Suessiales, Symbiodiniaceae.